This is a messenger RNA of Plenodomus lingam JN3, 525 nucleotides long. RefSeq lists its product as uncharacterized. Gene Ontology annotation, cellular component: preribosome, small subunit precursor; nucleolus; 90S preribosome. The record is from RefSeq and is a predicted model, not a curated record. Gene Ontology annotation, biological process: maturation of SSU-rRNA from tricistronic rRNA transcript (SSU-rRNA, 5.8S rRNA, LSU-rRNA). NCBI's taxonomy places the organism in Eukaryota, Fungi, Ascomycota, Dothideomycetes, Pleosporales, Leptosphaeriaceae.
AUGGCUCCAAUCAAAAAGCGCACGACUGCGCGCGUAAAAUCGGCUCGUGCAGCGCGGCCUGCGAUCGUUACAGCUGGCCUACCCAGGCCGGACGAAGAUUCGCCCUCGCUCUUCGUCUCAUCCAAGAAAGACAAGCAGAAAAUAAAACACUCGUCCUUUGUCUCUAAGAUCGAAAAGUCUUCUUCAAAGACCCAGAAGCGGCGGCGGCCCAACAAGAAGCUUGUUGCAGACCUCGAAUCACUAGCCGAUGCGCUGCCAGGUCUCGACGGCGAAGGCGCAAACGGGGAGAUUGAGGUUGGUCAAGCCAAGGUUACCCAGAGAAACCCUAUGAGAAGUAUGAAGAGCAAGCCAGGCGCACUGAAGCGCAAGGAAAAGCUCGAGAAGCUCGAGAUGGAUAGAUUCAACAAAAACCUUGUACAGUUGGCGACUGCGAACCCUGGUGCAGCAGUGCAGGACCGUUGGGCAGCACUUAAGAAUCACGUUCAAGGCAACAUGGAGAUCAAGGCCGAGUUCGUCAGGAAAUGA